UCGACCAAUAGCAUCACAGUUCAGAAGUCACCACAUACCGGAAGUUGCUGCUUGCAUCUUCUGGUACAGCUAGCCACUUCAUAGCAAAGCCUUUCUUUUAAUUUGUUUGUAAAUUGUCACCUUGCCAACGGCUAAGAGGAUUAAGGAGGAUUUCAUCAGCAGUAAAUAUGACUUCGUGAUAGUCAGAGUUAUGCGUUUCGCCGGAAUAGCCCCAGAGGAGGAGCAUAAGCCAACGUAAACCUACCAGGAAGGUUGAGCCACAAGCACAUCCUGGACAGAAUGAGUGCUAAAUAUGGCCUGGUAGGGCACAACAGUUCACGGAAGCACGUUUCAAUAUCCAUUCCAUCAUCCACAGAGGCGAUGUCCCCUCAUAUAAAAUCUGUGGAGGAACUGAGGGUUCUGGGAAUCAGCCUCAGCAAUUUCAGCGGCCCCACACAGUUCUUCAUCUGUGUGGCUGGAGUCUUCCUCUUUUACCUCAUUUAUGGCUAUCUACAGGAGCUAAUAUUUUCUGUGGAGGGGUUCAAGCCCUUUGCUUGGUACCUCACUCUUGUCCAGUUUGGUUUGUACUCUGUAUUUGGACUCGUGGAGCUUCAGUUCACACAAGACAAACGCAGAAGGAUCCCCGGGAAGACAUACAUGAUCCUUGCAUUUCUAACAGUGGGCACCAUUGGUCUUUCUAACUCCUCUCUGGGUUACUUGAACUACCCAACACAGGUCAUCUUUAAGUGCUGUAAACUCAUUCCUGUCAUGAUUGGAGGAGUAUUUGUACAAGGUAAACGCUAUAAUGUGGCUGAGGUGUCUGCUGCUGUCUGCAUGAGUUUCGGGCUUAUCUGGUUCACGCUUGCUGACAGCAAAGUGGCACCCAACUUUAAUGUCACAGGGGUUCUCCUCAUUUCCCUGGCACUGUGUGCAGAUGCUGCUAUUGGAAAUGUACAGGAGAAAGCCAUGAAACUUCAUAAUGGCUCCAAUUCUGAAAUGGUGCUCUACUCGUACUCCAUCGGCUUUGUGUACAUACUGACAGGGCUGCUCUGUGUGGGUGGGCUGGGACCAGCUGUGGCUUUCUUCUCAGAGGACCCUCUGAAGACGUAUGGUUAUGCAUUCUUUUUCUCUCUUUCUGGUUUUUUGGGCAUCUCCUUUGUGUUGGCCUUGAUUAAGCUGUUUGAUGCUCUGGUUGCAGUUACAGUGACCACAGGGCGGAAAGCCAUAUCAAUUGUAUUUUCCUUCAUGUUGUUCACCAAACCCUUCACUUUUCAGUACAUCUGGGGCGGCCUUCUGGUGCUCUUUGGCAUCUUCCUGAAUGUUUACAAUAAAAACCGUGAGAAAAUGAAGCUUCCCUCAAUCAAGGACCUCAGGAGCUGGCUGCUGAAUGGAAAGAAAGCCCGACUUCUCUCACACAACGUAUGAGGCACCCAUGGGUGGAUCCGAUCACAGGCUUUGGGCCGGAUACGAUCAACAUAGAGCAAAGGAUGUGUGUUCUUUUUCCACCAAUCAGCCUCACAUGCCCAAUGACUGAACUACGACACCUGAUGGAAUUUUGGGGCUCUCUCUAGCAGAAGACAACUGAUACAGACUGAAACUGCCCCAAACUGAAGGGUCUGGUGGUAUAAGAAGGGAUUAGUGGCUGGUGGGCUGUUUUUGAACCCAUGCCAGCAAAUUGCCAAUGUGGACAACAACACUGAAGACUCACAAAAGGGAAGCCAUUGACCAAAUCAGUUUUGCACUGGAAAUUUGUGAAAAAGCCGGAAGGAAAGUGUGUGUACGAAGUGACUGUUUGCGCCCCACCUCAACGGAACUACAUUGUACUUUACGUACCAUUAAAUGGCUACGUGCCAGAAAAACAGCAAGAUUUGUUUUAAACGUUUUUCAAAUAUGAAGAAUUUGCUCUCUGAAUUAUCAAAUGUUGUGAUUUUGGAGUGUUCUAUUCAGCUGCCACAAUCUGCUUUCCAUAAGUGUUUGGUUGAAGGCAUUCCAUUCGUUUUUUUUUUUUUUUUACAAUAAAACAAUCUCAAGAUGUUGUAUUGUUAGAACGAGUCUUAUCAUUUAUGGGUCCUAGAAUCUGUGACUUUGCACUCACCAACGUAUUAGGUACCGUCAUGUCCAUAAAUAUUGGGACAGCGAUACAAUUCUCAUCAUUUUGGCUCUAAGCACCACCACAGUGGAUUUGAAAUGAAAUGAACAAAAUGUUUUAAAGCAAGAGUAACUAUCUUUUGUUUUAAAAAAAAAAAAAAAAUGGUUUUUUUUACACCCGAGCCAAAACUAGAGAUGACAAUGCUGAUCAGCUCCUAACAUCUUGCUAUAGUUUUCACUAUUUUAUUUUUUUAUAUUUACUAACUGCCGUAGUUAUUCCCGCACUGGCUCACUUGGUGGCCCACCAAAUGAUGUCGUGGAAAUGGCGCAUUUUAUCGAGCAGUCAGU
Molecule: messenger RNA, 2415 nt
Organism: Phyllopteryx taeniolatus (common seadragon)
Lineage: Eukaryota; Metazoa; Chordata; Actinopteri; Syngnathiformes; Syngnathidae
Gene: slc35b3
Product: solute carrier family 35 member B3
Exons: 10
Coding region: 280-1404 (374 amino acids)
Biological process (GO): transmembrane transport
Cellular component (GO): endoplasmic reticulum membrane; Golgi membrane
Molecular function (GO): 3'-phosphoadenosine 5'-phosphosulfate transmembrane transporter activity
Source: RefSeq, a predicted model, not a curated record